This is a messenger RNA of Panonychus citri (citrus red mite), 1902 nucleotides long. RefSeq names its product pleckstrin homology domain-containing family F member 2-like. Gene Ontology annotation, cellular component: early endosome. Bases 415 to 1566 code for a protein of 383 amino acids. The record is from RefSeq and is a predicted model, not a curated record. Gene Ontology annotation, molecular function: metal ion binding; phosphatidylinositol binding. The transcript is spliced from 7 exons. NCBI's taxonomy places the organism in Eukaryota, Metazoa, Arthropoda, Arachnida, Trombidiformes, Tetranychidae.
AAAGAGAAAAACAUUUGUCAACAUUUUUUGUUUUUCUUUUCUUUUUAUUCCCAAUAAUGAAUUAGAAUAAUUUCCUUCUAACACUUAAAUUAUUCUAUUCUCUUUGUUUUAAUUGUUCUCCAUCUUUCCCAUAAAAUCAUCUCUUUGUGUCAUCUUUUAAUCUUCUACUUUAAUUUUCUAUUCUGAUCACUGGCCUGUUGAUUUAAACUCUCUCUCUCUCUCUCUCUUUCUCUUUCUCUCUCAAUCUCAUUUUCUUUCUCUCUCCUUUUCUCUUACACUCUCACAGUGAAUCAACUUUUUUCAUCAUUUUUUCCGCCUUCUCUUUAACCAGUUGAUUUACAGUGUAUCUUUUUUACUUUUCUCCAUCAUCACAAUCAUUUAAUUAACCAACGAAUACACAUAAUUGUAUCAAAAAUGGUUGACCUUUUAGUUGGAAGUGAAGUGAACAAUAAACGAAUUGCUCACAUUGAAAGUUGUUUUGGUCGAUCAGGAACGCCAUUAGCACUAAAAGGUCGGGUUCUUGUCGGUGAAGGAGUAUUAACCAAAAUGUGUCGUAAAGGACCCAAACCGAGACAAUUUUUUCUCUUCAAUGAUAUUAUUGUUUAUGGAAAAAUAUUGGUACGAAAGAAGAUGUAUAUUAAACAGAAUAUUAUUCCAUUGGAGAAAGUUGUUUUAGAAGAUUUUCCAGAUGAUAUGAAUCAAGGUGACCUUAAAUAUGGUUGGUUGAUUAAAACACCAACCAGAUCUUUCGCUGUUUAUGCUGGUUCAGAGACAGAAAAAGAUGAAUGGAUUCAACAUAUUCAAAAAUGUGUUAAGAGUCUUCUCAAAAGAACUGGUUCGAGGCCUUCAGGGGAACAUGCAGCAGUUUGGGUUCCCGAUACUCAGGCCAAAAUUUGUAUGCAUUGUAAUGUAAUGCAAUUCACUUUGCUUAAUCGUCGGCAUCAUUGUAGAAACUGUGGUGCUGUAAUUUGUGCCUCUUGCUCUAAGAGUAGAUUUUUGAUUCCUUCGCAAUCAUCUAAACCGGUACGAGUCUGUGAUACCUGUAAAAAUAAAUUGGUUACCCAACGUUUAGGUGAAGUUACACCAACCAACACAAUGACGACGCCAUCAACAGGUCAUAAUUCAACGUCAACAAAUUCGUCUACGGUUGUUGUUAAAACGUCAACUCGAAUUGGAACCGGUAAUCGUAACGAGAAACCAACAAGUACUGAUUUAGCCGAUUCGGUGAAUACAAGUGUCUCAUCAAGUUCCAGUUCUGCUCAAAAUAAGAUUGAAUCUAAUCCUGAAAAUCCCAAAGAUCUUGAGUCUUCCUCUGAUACCGAUGAAGAUAUUGAUGAAAUCAACCAAAAAUUAAAUCAACUUCUAGAACCUUAUGAAAUUGAAAAACCAACAUUUUAUAACGUUGCACUUAACUCGGAAGAAUUGAAGGAAGACAAUCAAAUUAAUUCAACUUUACAAUCAAAAGGACAACAAAAACAAGGAAAAGGAACAAUUAAAUCUAAUUGCAACUCAAUUGAUCGUCAGGCUAAUAAGUCUAAUUCGAUUGACUCAAGCAAAUCUAAAUAAUAGCAAUUAAAUCACGAGACGAUUACCGUUAACAAGAAAACAAACAAACAAACAAAACCAAACAAAUCACAACAACAAAAAAAAGGAAAAACAAAAUCAAGUUAAUCAUUAAUACAAUUCAUCUUAAAUCAUCUCUACUAUUGAUAGUUGAAUCUAACAAAGUUUGAAAACAAACCAAUUGCAUUUUAAUUUGACAAUUUGAAAUGUAUUGUUUAAUUUUGGUAAAAAUUGUUUACUUUUUUUUUACACAACAGAGGAUAAAAAAAAAGAUGAUAUUUGUCACAAAUAAAAUGGAUUCGCCAUGGGUUUCAUACUAUGGUCAGAGUAAAAUGAUCA